Messenger RNA from Schistosoma turkestanicum, 5474 nucleotides. NCBI's taxonomy places the organism in Eukaryota, Metazoa, Platyhelminthes, Trematoda, Strigeidida, Schistosomatidae. The record is from the annotation of a GenBank genome assembly.
ACUUUCUUUAGUAGUUAGGCCGGGUUGAAUUCUUCGGGUUGUUAGGGAUCUUUGCUUACGAUGAGCAAAAUUCCAAGAAAAGUUGUCGCCCUACAGAGCAAGAAAAAAAACAAGCAAAUCAAGAAAAAUGCUACAAAAGAUAAAUCUAUUGGGAACAAGUGUAACGGUUCUGUAGAAGACCAUCCUCAACCACAAUCGCAAAACGAUCCAAUGCCGAAGACUGAACAGGAACCAACGUACUGCGAGUACUCACGAGAUGAGAUAUUGGAAGAGGAAGAGAUUCUCGGAAGUGAUGAUGAUGAGCAAGAAGACCCUCGAGAUUACUGUAUAGGUGGUUACCAUCCUGUUAAGAUCGGGCAGGUAUAUAAUGCACGUUAUCAUGUCGUCCGCAAACUUGGUUGGGGGCACUUUUCUACUGUAUGGUUGUGCUGGGAUUUAUGUUCGAAACGUUUCGUCGCAAUGAAAGUGGUCAAAAGUGCUCCUCACUACACCGACACAGCUCUUGAUGAGAUAAAGCUGCUAUCUUGUGUUCGUGAAUCUGCUCCUGACGAUCCUUUCCAGAACAAAACAGUCCAAUUGCUAGAUGAUUUCAGAGUUUCUGGUGUAAAUGGCAACCAUGUCUGCAUGAUAUUUGAGGUUCUUGGUCAUAACUUGUUAAAACUCAUAAUCAGGUCUCAGUACCGAGGAAUUCCGCUUGAAAAUGUUCGUUCUAUUAUCAAACAAACCCUUCAAGGACUUCACUACUUGCACACAAAAUGCCACAUUAUUCAUACAGAUAUCAAACCGGAAAAUAUUUUGGUUUGUAUUUCUGAUUCCCAAAUCCGUAGAAUGGCAGCAGAGGCCCUUGAUGCUCAGAGACGAGGUGUACAACUAUCAGGCUCUGCAGUAAGUACGGCACCUAAAGAAAAACUAGAUAAAACAAAAAUGACAAAAAGUCGCAAGCGCCGUCUGAAAAAGCAACAACGAAAACAACAAGCUCUUUUGGAACAGGAGCUUGAUGAAUUGGAGGAAUUGGAAUCACAAGAACAUGAGCGUCGUUUGAUGGAUAUGGGGCUUGUUCCUGCUGACAAUGAGGAAGGCUAUGAAGAGCCGAAGCAAGCUGAAGCGUCUCCAGAACAGUCAUACUCCAAUGAGACCAACACUACUCCUCCAACAGCGGAUUCACGCGAUGUCAGUUCAAGCAGAGAUUGUCAGAAUACAAAUAACACUGUUGGUGCAGUGUUUAUGGAUACUGCGCGUGCUGUUGUCUCGGUGUUAGGCUAUGCAGCCUCCAUUCCAUUCAAAGUUUGCAGCAGUAUUUUGGAAGACAAAACAGUUCCUACUAAUAAUCCUCCUAAAAUAUCGUCCGUUCAAAAUGACGAGCAAAGUCUUUCAUGGUUAGGCAAUGAUGUCCCAGGUUUCAUCAAUUAUGAAGACCUCAGAAUUAAGGUUCCUAGCCCACUUCAACCUGGAAAAAAACGUACAGCCUCUAUUUCUGUCGAUUUCACUUCAUCUGAGUCCUCAACUAUCUCCCAUGCAAACGUUCGCAGUCCUCCGCCACAUCGCUCAUUUUUUCACCUUGCUUUCUCUCCUCUGGCUGAUCGACUAGUCCGGAAGUUAUCCUGGCCAUUUAUCUCCAGGUCACCCAACGCUUCUACAAAACCACAGUGUAAAAGUGAAACAGAGCGAUCAAAAGGUCAUACUAAGCAUGAACAGCAUAAAGAGCCAACUGACUUGUCGGAAGAAAGUGACCAAUUUGUGCAAAAAGACAAUGAAAGCGGUAAUGGACCGGCUGUUCGUCGUCGAGUUAAAAAGCUUCCUGAUCAUUCUGGUGCUGCUGAUGACAAAGCCGAUGCUCCACUGGCUUCUGUGACUGAGCCAAAAAAAGCGUCAACUACUACUGGUGAUCGCAGGUCGGUAAUUAUUCAACCAGAUGGGCUUCUGGCUGCAGCCGCAGCAUCGGUGAUGUCUAGUGCUUCCCACUCUCCACCAGAAUCCACAACAAAAAAUGAUCGAACUCAAGCCAAAUCGAGCUUCACGAACUCAAAGUCAAAUAGAAUUGAAGGAAAUGAGAAUAAAUCUAAUCCAGAGUCUAAAUCAUCUGUGACAACCAACACUACUGGUGGAGGUAACUCUAAACGGUUAAGUCUGGUUGCAACAUCUAAUAACAAUUCAGUUUCUGGUCAAAGUACUUCACACAAACGUCGAUCACUGCUUUUUGAAACGGUGAUACAUGAACCUGAUGCAAGUAAAGAGCCUUGUGAUAUUGAAGUGAAAAUAGCCGAUUUGGGUAAUGCAUGCUGGACUUACCGUCAUUUUACUGAGGAUAUUCAAACUAGGCAGUAUCGAGCCUUGGAAGUUCUCAUUGGAUCUGGAUAUGGACCGCCCGCAGAUAUUUGGAGCACGGCUUGUAUGGCUUUUGAAUUAGCUACCGGUGAUUAUCUUUUUGAACCGCAUUCUGGCGAAGAUUAUACACGAGAUGAAGACCAUCUAGCACAUAUCAUUGAAUUAUUAGGCCCUAUACCUAGGAAUAUUGCUCUUUCAGGCAAAUACUCUCGUGAAUAUUUUGAUAAACGAGCUUCUUUACGUCAUAUACGUCGCUUGAAACCUUGGAAUUUAUUCAAUGUUCUCACCGAAAAAUAUGAUUGGCCACCAAAUGAAGCAGCUCUUUUCACCAGUUUUCUGGAACCAAUGCUCGCUUAUGAUCCUAAUAAGAGAGCGUCUGCAUGGGAUUGUUUACAACAUUCCUGGAUAACUGGUCAACCGUAUUCCCCAUCAAUUGAGGGAGGUCUGCCAAAUCAUAUUCCAUUUGGACCUGUUCAUGUUGGAAAUUUCAUACACAGCCUCCCAGAUCUCAGUCCUGCUCCUAGUGAUGACGACUAUGACGAAGAAGAUGAUGACGACGAUGAUGAUGACGAGACUAAAGAAGGUGAAGAAGACGAAGAUGAAAGCGGAGAUGAUGAGGAUCCUCGAAUGCAUCCGUUACAUCUUUCUCAUUACUAUGGACAUCCGCCUAAUGCAUCAUCUGUUUAUCAAUUUUUGGAUCCACCACAAAUGCCACUAGAUUCUCCUGACCAUUCUCAUUAUGCCGAUCCUUUAGCCAUGGCUGUAGCUGCUGGACUACCACCCAGUAAAGCUGCCAUAUUAGCUUAUGCAGCGGAAGCUCUUGGACCAGAUACUGUUUGGGCUGGUUUAGCUGCAGCAAAGAAGCGUCAAGAACAACAGGCUCAGUCGAUUAAUAAGAAAGAAGAGGAAUCUUUAAGUUCACUCACAAAUAAUGAUCAUAUUACAUCACCUACCUCAACCAUCAUGUCUGAUGGUGGUACAUCAUGCAAUACUAAUUCACCACAACAACAAAAGAAGGAAAUUGAUGAUGAGUCACAAAACUGUAGACUUGAUGUGGAAGAUGUAUCCACUUAUUUUUCAACUUCACUUGAAGUACGUUCUGCUACGAGCUCUACAACUGAAGAUAUAUCCAAUACCCCAGAUUAUGUGAAUAAUGUAUCAGAUAUAAGGAAUUUCGAUUCUGAAUUACAACAUUCAGUCAAUGAAAAUAUCACUCAUCAAUGUACUGAACCUACAGAAACACUUACAGAAGCUUAGUUUUCAAAUUCCAAUUUAUCUGAUCUCUUUGUGUUUGAGAACCACCUAUAGGCUUUCAUUUUAUAACUCUUACUUUAAUGCACAUUCACUACUGUCUCAUAAAACAAAACUACGUUUGUAAUUAGAAUGUUCAUAUUAGAAGGAAAAAAGAAGCUCUUCAAAUGAGUUGUCCAUGUUAUAUGAUGAUGUGCAUUAUCACUAUUAUUAUUAUUAUUAUUAUCAUCAUCAUCAUAUUGACAUCAAUUUACCCAAAUAAAUUAGUCGUUCAAUGAAUAUUCACCAAGUGGUAAUGGUGGUGGUGUUGUCAUUUCUCUUUUUUUCUUCUUUUAGCUUACAUUCAUUAUUUCCCAAACACAAAUGUGGUUGGUUUUUAAAUUACAUUAAGCAUACAAACAGCCUCGUAAACUUGAUCUAACAUAUAUAUAUAUAUAUAUAUAUAUAUAUAUAUAUAUAUAUUGAGACAUUGUUAUUUCAGUUUUCUUUUUGUUCUUAUCUAAUCCAACAUAUCUACCCUCUUAUAAUCUGUUUAACAUACAUUACACUACUAACCUGCACCAAAAUCAGAUGUAAAACCUGAGAUAUAUAUACAUAUAUAUAUAAUACUAGUUUCAGUAACUGCUGUACUAUUCUUGUCUAUAAUUUUGUCAUUUCCCUUCAUCUCUCUACUCGUGUACAACAACUUUAUCCUCUGUUUGAGCACUGAAAAUUUCUCGUGUUUGUAGACAUUACUUCUGUCACCAUGUCCGUGUGCAUAUAUACAUAUACGCAUGUAAUUCUUACUUAGGUUAAUCAUUUUGAUCCUAUAUAAAAAAUAUCUUUUGCAUAUUUCAUCGUGAGAAAUAACCGCCCUAUCUUCCAACAAUUCAGUUGUACGUUUUAGUUGUUCGAACUCCCCGCAAGUUGAAGGAAACUGUGCUGUAAACUACACUCGCCAUUAGUUUUUUGUUGUGUGCUUCCAUUUUCAUUGAAAUCAUUUCUUGUGUGUGCGUGUUUAUAUAUAUAAAUAUAUAUAUCACACAUAUCUGCUACUGCACAUGCCGUCCAGUCUAUUCUCGUGUGUUUGUGAGAGAGAAAGAGAAAUUGUUGUUUUUAGAACUCUUUAAGAUUUGACAUUUACUUGCAAAACAAAGAACAAUAUUAUCAUCAUUACUUACAAUACCAGUAACUGACAGCUGAUGCCACACUUCUCUUCAUUAUUCUAUUUCUGCAAAACCGACGAAUCACUCUUAUUUGAUCAAUCGAAGAAGACGUAUUCAAUAGUCAUGUGUUAUGCAUUUUAAAAUUAUUUGAUUUAUUGAACAUUAUAACUAUCUAUAUAUCAUAAAUAGAAGAUAUGUGAUCAAAUGCCAAUUUAUGCAACCUAUGUUUUUACUUUGCUGUUGUUAUUGAUGAUGAUGUAAGUAAAUAUUCACAAAAAUGCAAAAUGCCUUAAUUCUAUUACUAUCUCAUUUCCUUAUUUUCAGUUAUAUACACUAAGCGUAUACACUCACUAAACUACUUCUCAUGUCCCCUUAUCUCGUUUUCUACAUCGUGUUAGAUUGCUAUAAAGUGUUGAGUGUUACUUCGGACUUUUAUUCACCAAAAUAGGUGUAAUUGUGUUUUAUUUCUUUGUGUACAUGUGCUUGUCUAUACAUUAUUUGCAUCAUCAACGGAUUUGCAAAUGAAUUCGAUUGUGCAUUUUAGGUGACCUAAAUAUUUCUGGAUACUUGAUAACCAGUUUUAUCAUUCUAUUCCUUGACUAGUCAUUCACGUAAUGACCAUUACUACCAUUUGCCGUAUUCAAAGUGGUCUGCUCACUAAACUACAUCAUUUCCAGAUGUGUAAUAAUGAAUUACGCAAAUAUGUCUUUAAUGAAUCUGGUUUUGUGAGAAUAUUUAUUUUCUUGUGUGAAU